Molecule: messenger RNA, 504 nt
Organism: Bursaphelenchus xylophilus (pine wood nematode)
Lineage: Eukaryota; Metazoa; Nematoda; Chromadorea; Rhabditida; Aphelenchoididae
Source: the annotation of a GenBank genome assembly
AUGAGAUCUCUGCUUGUCAUCGCUGCUCUUUUGGCUGUCACUGCCCUUGCUGCCGACUUUGAACCCGUCAAAUACAAAGCCUGCCGUUCCAAAUUCGAAGUCAAAUCCGUUGAAGCCAUUGGCUGCCCCAAGGACGCCAAGCAACGUUGCCUCUUCAAACGAAACAGCGAGCCGGUCAUCAGAAUCGGAUUCGUUCCCGAUCGCGAUGUCGACGCUCUGGAGACCAAAGUCCGCGCCAAGAUCGAGCAAACCUUCAGCGAGUUCAGUCUGGAGAACACCAACGCUUGCAAAGGCCAGAAUGUGACCUGUCCAUUGAAGGCCGGCCAACUCUACUACUACAGCCAGAAGGUCAAGGUCGCUGAGGAAUACCCGACCGUCAAUGUGCUGGUCAAUUGGCUUCUCAAUCAUCCCAGCACUUUCGAGGACCCCAAAUACAAGGACGAGGAAGGAAACAGAAACCUCAACGAUCUCUGCAUUCUGUUCCACGCCAAGGUCGAGGCCUAA